UCCUUCCAGCCUCCCUUAAGAACUGUACACUUUCAGCUGUCACCCAGGGUAACUCAGAUCAGGCUUAGAAAUCACUUGACUUAGCAGCAUUUUUUUUUUCUUUGUGUAUGUGUUACUUUAACAGUCCUCUCUAAAAACUGGAGGCAUUCGAUUUCAUGUCAGCAAAAGGAAUUUAAAAAUGCCAAAACUGUAAUCUGUUAGAAGUAGUUAAUUUGUAGAAUUUUACAUUAUCAGGGGGCAUAGUUUCAAUUUGUUUUGAAAUGAAAGAAGAAUUAAGUUGUGUUUUUAGCCAGAUGAAUUGGCAUCUUUAUAUUUAGGAGAAGUAACAUUGAUUAUUUAUGUCAAGAAUCACGACUAGAAAAAUCUUGGAAGUUUAGUAGAGGAGUAUAUGUUGUACAUGCAAAGACAAGAUCUGCAUGUACCUAUGUAGUUCUGGGUAUCUGGUGAAGGCCAUUUUAGGUGACUGGACAAGAGAAGGAGGUGCUCUAGUGAUCCUUGAGUCACAGCCAUACUGCUAGGACCAUGACUACUAUACCAAGAAAAGGCAGCGGCCACCUGCUUGGCAGUUUGCACACCUGUAAGUUGAAGCUGCAGGAGGACCAGCGACAGCAAGAAAAAUCUGUCAUUGCUCAACCAAUAUUUGUUUUUAAAAAGAGAGAACAUACUUUUAAGAGACCUGCAGAAGACACCCGGUAUGAAGCAACAGAACCAGAAUGUAAUGGUUUUUCAAGAAAGCGUGUGCGGUCUUCAUCUUUUACUUUUCAUAUUACAGAUUCUCAGUCCCAGGGAGUGAGGAAAAACAAUGUUUUUAUGACAUCAACUCUUGUGCAAAGUAAUGUUGAUAUAAAGAGUGCAGAAAAAGGUCCUGUGAAACAUUCUGAACGUGUUCUUAGACCUGCUAUUUUGCAGCUACCUCAAGCUCGAAGUUGUGCAAAAGCAAGAAAAACAUUUGGACACAAGGCAUCGGAAUCCUGCAAGACUAAAGAAAAAACAAAAAAUAAGAUUUCUGAGGGAAAUUCUUAUUUGUUAAGUGAAAAUGUAUCAAGUGCCAGAAUUUCAGUCCAGCUGUCUACUAAGCAGCACUUUUUAAGUGCAACAUCAGUAGGAUGUCAACCAAACGAAGAUAAAUGUUUUUUAAAAAGCUGCAGUUCCAAUUUUGUUUUUGGAGAAAAUAUGGUAGAAAGAGUUUUGGGUACUCAAAAGCUCACCCAGCCUCAACUUGAAAAUGAUUCAUAUGCUAAGGAAAAACCAUUCAAAUCCACUCCGAAAUUUCCUAUCAACUUUUUAAGUUCAAGAACAGACUCUAUUAAAAAUACUUCCCUAAUUGAAUCAGCUGCUGCAUUCUCUUCUCAACCAUCACAAAAAUGCUUGCUGGAGAAAAUUGAUGUUAUAACCGGAGAGGAAACAGAACAUAAUGUGUUAAAGAUCAACUGCAAGCUUUUCAUAUUCAACAAAACAACACAAUCCUGGAUUGAAAGGGGCAGAGGAACGUUGAGACUGAAUGACACAGCAAGCAGUAACUGUGGAACAUUACAGUCAAGACUAAUUAUGCGCAAUCAAGGCAGUCUAAGGCUGAUCCUCAAUAGCAAACUCUGGGCCCAAAUGAAGAUUCAAAGAGCAAACCACAAAAAUGUACGAAUAACAGCUACUGAUUUAGAAGACUAUACCAUCAAAGUAUUUUUAAUUCAGGCCAGUGUCAAAGAUAUAGCAUAUUUGUAUGCAGCAAUACAUCAUCGUCUUGUUGCCCUUCAAAGCUUCAAUAAGCAGAAAGACGUCAAUCAAGCUGAAAGCCUGUCAGAAACAGUCCAACAAUUGAACUGCGAAAGCUGUGAUGAGAAUGAGGAUGAUUUUAUCAAAGUCACUAAAAACAGAUUAGAUCCUUCUAGGUGGACUCACAGUCGGUUGCCUGUUCAUGAAUACUACCUACUAUAAAUAUGACAUCUACAAAGAGGGGUCACCCUACUAAAAAUACUAAACCACCCUAACGAAUCAGAUUCUAUUCAUUCCUUGAAGAGUUUUUACAGAAAACCUUAAGAAAUGUAAUUUGUUGCAAUUAACAUUUUUCUCUUAUGUUUUACAUUUUACAUUUUGAUUGUUAUGCAGAAACUGACAGAAUUUUAAAAAAUUAAUGGACUUCAGAAGUUCAAAAUUUAUCAUUUUUGAAGAAGUUAGAGUAGGAUUUUAUAAACUAAUUUGGACUUUUCAUCACAUUGGUAGAUAUAAUAGUUGGAAUUAUAAAUUGCUAGAUUUGAUAAAUAUCUAACAAAAUGUUUAUUUUUUUUCAGUCACACAUUGGCCAUAAAACAAAUACUUUACUAAAUUUCCAGAGUAAUUUCUUUGAAAAAUAAUAUAAUUGCAUGAUAACAUUUCACUAAAUCCUAUUUACCUUCAGGGAAAUGUGUAUUUUAAUUUAGAUUUUGGAUUUUCUAAUAUGAUAAGCUUAUAUAUUCAUGGUAUGAAUUCCCUUAAAAAGAGCAUCUGCUCUUGGACUUGUAUCUGUUGCAUCUUGUAAAUGCUUGACUCACGGUCAGCAUCCAAUAGUUGUUAAAUGAAUAAAUAAAAUAUAAUACAUUACUUAUGUAUCAAAAAGCCAUUUUAUACUUAUGUAUAAAAAUGCCAAAAUGUUAACUUGUUCUACUUUGUUUUAUGUAAUUGUAUUUUCAUUAAUAUUUUAGUAGGUGUGGCUGUAUAUAGAGAAAAACAAACGCAUCAUAUAUAGCCAAAUGAAUCUUUUUCUCAGUUGCUAUUAUUAUAGUAGGCUACAGUAAUUUCAA
This is a messenger RNA of Cebus imitator (Panamanian white-faced capuchin), 2774 nucleotides long. It is a transcript of the gene RANBP3L, whose product is annotated as RAN binding protein 3 like. Gene Ontology annotation, biological process: protein export from nucleus. Gene Ontology annotation, cellular component: nuclear pore; cytoplasm. The transcript is spliced from 14 exons. The record is from RefSeq and is a predicted model, not a curated record. The coding region runs from base 523 to 1932 and encodes 469 amino acids. Gene Ontology annotation, molecular function: GTPase activator activity. Lineage: Eukaryota; Metazoa; Chordata; Mammalia; Primates; Cebidae.